AUUCAGAAUAACGGAAAUUGAGUCAUCUUACGUACGGCGUUUUGUUAAUUGGGUGCGUGGGCAACACGCUCCGGUUCUGCGCGUAAGGUUUGUUCGGUGUUCCCGGAUUCAACAACCACGCUUAGACCGUCGGAAACAGAAACUCUAUAAAUAACCAAACGUUGAUUGAAUCUCUUCUCCUCGCUUCUUCGGCUUCAAGAUUUUUCCUCGUGUUCUUCUUUUUGCUUGAUUUUCUGUUCUUGUUCUUCGCGAUUCGGGUUCUUGGUUUUUCUGCAUUUCGCGACCUCUCCCCUCUCUUUCAGGUUGGCCAUCUCCACAUUUUUCUCGGCGUGUUUGGGAGAUGACAAGAUGUCUUGUGCUUGAUGGACUGUGUGCGUAGUGGUAGUGACAAGAAAAAAUUGAAAAGGUGGUUUUUUAUUGACAAAAGAGUGGGUUAAAGAGGACAUAAGUGAACUUUAUUGCUUUGAGUUGCAAUUAAAAUCUACAGUUUCUACACACCUUGAAUCAACUUCCAAAGCUGGAUCAGAUGGAUCUUAAAUCAAACCACAACUCUCCUAUCCUCACCGACCCUGUGCCUAUGAGCAAGUCGAGGCUCGGUGUACAUUCGAAUAUGUUGCCAUAUGGAGCUACUCCGGGAGUUGGUUUCUCUCCGAAUUUGCUCCUAAUCCCAAGGAAAAAGACUGGCGUGCUUGAUGAUGUUCGUGCAAGCCGUUGGCUAGAUGCUAUGAAAUCUUCAUCUCCUCCUCCUAAUAGGUUGAACAAGGCCGUCGUGAAUGAUCUUUCAUCAUUUGAUUCAGACUUCCCGUAUCGCAGUUGGAUGGUUAAGUAUCCAUCGGCACUUGCCUCAUUCGACCAAAUUGUAACUCACGCGAAGGGCAAGAGAAUAGCAUUGUUUCUGGACUAUGAUGGGACUCUUUCACCAAUUGUAGAUAACCCUGACUGUGCUUUCAUGUCUGAAGCUAUGCGCACGGCUGUAAAAGAGGCUGCGAAAUAUUUCCCGACCGCUAUAAUUAGCGGAAGAAGUCGUGACAAGGUCUACGAAUUUGUAGGACUAACAGAACUCUACUAUGCUGGUAGUCAUGGAAUGGACAUUAUGGUCUCUGAUAGACACUCUACUAACAAUCAUGGCAAGGAAGUUAUGUUCCAGCCUGCUAGUGAAUUUUUGCCUUUGAUAGACGAGGUUUAUAGAUCCCUGAUUGAAAUCACCAAGGGAAUUUCUGGAGCAAAAGUCGAAAACAACAAGUUCUGUGUCUCUGUUCAUUACAGAAAUGUGGAUGAUAAGAACUGGAAUGCUCUUGCAAAUUGUGUUUACGGCCUUCUGGAAAACUAUCCUCGUCUGCGCAUAAGUCACGGUCGUAAGGUUUUAGAAGUACGACCGGUGAUCAGCUGGGACAAGGGCAAAGCUGUUACAUUCUUGCUUGAAUCUCUUGGACUUAGCCACUGCGACGACGUGCUCCCGAUAUACGUCGGAGAUGAUCGAACCGACGAAGAUGCAUUCAGGGUUUUGAAAGAAAGAAAUUGCGGUUGUGGCAUAUUGGUGUCUUCAGUGGCCAAAGAAAGCAGUGCAGCAUACUCUUUGAGAGACCCAUCUGAGGUGAUGGAGUUUCUAAAGUCACUGGUGACAUGGAGGAAGUCAAGUGCUCUAUGAAUAUGAACCUGAAGGGAUUCCAUUCCAUAACAUUAAUUGAUAUAAUGAAGGAAUAAUAAUAAAGGUUGGUCUGCAGAUAAAUAUAUAGAAAGGAGGAGGGAGGGAUAUUUUUUUUUUGGAGCAGAUUUACAAAGAAGAGGCAGAUUUCAGAGUUGCCCGUUUGUUGAUUCUGCUGAAAGUUGUUGUUGUUGAUUGUUUGUUCUGGCUUUGUAAAGUCAAGUUGGUGCAUUAAUCAAUUAAUAUACCUUGUUACUGUAGGAUUCUCAAUUCUUUUAUGUGUUUUGUAGAUUAAAUCUUCCCUCUCAAACUCAAGACUACAUCCAGGAAUUGCCUUCAUUCCAUUGAUUCAAUUCAGCAAAUCAAAGAUUGUUGAUACUUUUUUCUUGUUUGA
Molecule: messenger RNA, 2039 nt
Organism: Momordica charantia (bitter melon)
Lineage: Eukaryota; Viridiplantae; Streptophyta; Magnoliopsida; Cucurbitales; Cucurbitaceae
Product: trehalose-phosphate phosphatase A
Biological process (GO): trehalose biosynthetic process
Molecular function (GO): trehalose-phosphatase activity
Source: RefSeq, a predicted model, not a curated record